AUGCAAGCAAAGCCACUGGGCUGCCGCGUCCCUUCAACCAACAUUUCGGCCUGUGGGAUGCCAUGGGUCCUGAGCGGGUCCCUUGGUUGCCCGGGGCUGCGCCUCGCGCUAAGAACAGACAGUGAGACCAAAUGCAGCCAAUUCAUUCACCCAAAUCCCCUUCAGCCCUGGGCGGUUAGCCAAGUCGACUUAUUCCUAGCGCUGCGGCAAUUGGGACAAGGCCCGGAAGCUCAGUUACUGCAACUGAGACCCUCCGGCAUCCAAAAUGUUGUUUGUUCGCCGAAAUAA
Molecule: messenger RNA, 288 nt
Organism: Pyricularia grisea
Lineage: Eukaryota; Fungi; Ascomycota; Sordariomycetes; Magnaporthales; Pyriculariaceae
Exons: 1
Coding region: 1-288 (95 amino acids)
Source: RefSeq, a predicted model, not a curated record